Molecule: messenger RNA, 1188 nt
Organism: Mesoplodon densirostris (Blainville's beaked whale)
Lineage: Eukaryota; Metazoa; Chordata; Mammalia; Artiodactyla; Ziphiidae
Gene: TENT5C
Product: terminal nucleotidyltransferase 5C
Exons: 1
Coding region: 13-1188 (391 amino acids)
Biological process (GO): mRNA stabilization
Molecular function (GO): poly(A) RNA polymerase activity; RNA binding
Source: RefSeq, a predicted model, not a curated record
ACAUCCCCCAAGAUGGCAGAGGAGAGCAGCAGUACCAGCGACUGCGUGUCCUUCAGCGUGCUCACCUGGGACCAGGUGAGCCGGCUGCAUGAGGUCCUGACCGAGGUCGUACCCAUCCACGGACGAGGCAACUUCCCCACCUUGGAGAUCACGCUGAAGGACAUCGUGCAGACAGUCCGCGGCCGGCUGGAGGAGGCGGGCAUCAAAGUGCAGGACGUCCGGCUGAACGGCUCUGCGGCCGGCCACGUCUUGGUCAAAGACAACGGGUUGGGUUGCAAAGACCUGGACCUCAUCUUUCACGUGGCUCUGCCCACAGAGGCCGAGUUUCAACUGGUCAGGGAUGUGGUUCUGUGCUCCCUCCUGAACUUCCUGCCGGAGGGCGUGAACAAGCUCAAGAUCAGCCCAGUCACUCUGAAGGAGGCGUACGUCCAGAAGCUGGUGAAGGUGUGCACGGACACUGACCGCUGGAGCCUGAUCUCCCUCUCCAACAAGAACGGGCGGAACGUGGAGCUGAAGUUUGUGGAUUCCAUCCGGCGUCAGUUCGAGUUCAGUGUGGACUCUUUCCAGAUCAUCCUGGACUCCCUGCUCUUCUUCUAUGACUGCUCCAGCCACCCCCUCUCCGAGCACCUGCACCCCACUGUCAUCGGGGAGAGCGUGUACGGGGACUUCGAGGAAGCCUUGGACCACCUGCAGAACAGACUCAUCGCCACCAAGAACCCCGAGGAGAUCCGGGGCGGGGGGCUGCUCAAGUACAGCAACCUCCUGGUGCGGGACUUCAGGCCCACCGACCAGGACGAGAUAAAGACCCUGGAGCGCUACAUGUGUUCCCGGUUCUUCAUCGACUUCCCCGACAUCCUCGAGCAGCAGAGGAAGCUGGAGACCUACCUGCAGAACCACUUUGCCGAGGAAGAGAGGAGCAAGUACGACUACCUCAUGACCCUGCGCAGGGUGGUGAACGAGAGCACCGUGUGCCUCAUGGGCCACGAGCGCAGGCAGACCCUGAACCUCAUCUCCCUGCUGGCCCUGCGCGUGCUGGCCGAGCAGAACAUCAUCCCCAAUGCCACCACCGUCACCUGUUACUACCAGCCCGCACCGUACGUCAGUGACGGCAACUUCAACAAUUACUACGUGGCCCACCCUCCGGUCACCUACAGCCAGCCCUACCCCACCUGGCUGCCCUGUAACUAA